Molecule: messenger RNA, 3303 nt
Organism: Saccostrea cuccullata (small rock oyster)
Lineage: Eukaryota; Metazoa; Mollusca; Bivalvia; Ostreida; Ostreidae
Exons: 9
Coding region: 86-1843 (585 amino acids)
Molecular function (GO): scavenger receptor activity
Source: RefSeq, a predicted model, not a curated record
UUUACAUCUGAUAUCACUGCAUUGUAAAUGGAUCAUGUAGAAGUUGGUAUUUUUGUAUUCUGUUUAAUUUUUAAAACACUGGAAUAUGAGAAAGCUUUUAUUUCUUUUUCUACAUUUUGGAAUUAUAAAUAACUUGAUCAGACGUGUUCAGUUGUUUCCUACAGGAGUAUGCAAAAUAUCUCCUCUGAGUUGCUGUCCCAGUUACCACUUAAAUGAGGCUGGUGAUCGCUGUGAAGAGUGUGAACCUGGCUUCUAUAAAUCUAAUUGCUCAAGUAAAUGUCCAGAGGGGUUUUUCGGUGAACUUUGCAUUAAUGAGUGUAGAUGUAAAGAUGGCCAUGUGUGCGAUCAUGUGAUUGGGUGUAAAGAUGUUUCAAGCACUGGGAAAGCAUCAAGUCAAGGAUAUUGUCCAAAAAACGAAAAUGGAUGCUGUGUAAACUAUUACAAUAAAAGCAACACGUGCAUAGAGUGUCCUCCGGGAUAUUAUGAUAACAACUGCUCUAAACCCUGCCCACCAGGAUACUUCGGAAGACGUUGUGUCUCUAGGUGUACAUGUAACCUGACGCUGUGUAACAGCGUGACUGGAUGUAGUGAUGUGAGCACAGAAGAAAACUAUUUUACAGAAGACCCGCUUUUAUCAUGGAAGGGAUAUUUGUUGCCAACAGUGACUGCGGUGGGAGGCCUAGUCGUACUUCUUCUUAUUUUUGGAGUAUUCUUUUGUUGUAGACGAAGGAAAAUAAAGGAAGGAUAUGAACCAAAGCAUAUAAAUAAUGCCUCUCAGCGGCAGGCUUCCUGUAGGGAGGACCAGGCCGGGAGGAGGCAAUGUAACACCCGAGAAACCCCGCCCUGUGAACCACGUGUAACCUGCGGAGAGACGAGUGGAUUCUUCCCAGAUAAUUCUGAAAAUCCGUAUGCACAAAUUUCGGAUACAGCUAGACUGAUGCCAAGAACAAAGCAUACCCCAAAGGAAGUCGGUCUUCCAAAAGCCCCAAUGACCACGAGUCAACCCUCUGCAAAGUGUGAAGAUUUCACCUCAUACGAUGUUCUUAGUUUGAAAGCUAAAGGCAAAAAAUCGGACAUGUGUUUAAAUAAGCAAAUGCAAAAGACAGAGUUCUCAGGAGUUAAGUAUUCUAAGAACUCUCUGCCUCCUAUUGUAAAAAAUAAACCUCUACCGCCAAUUAAUUCACCCAAUCCUGACAAGCGGAAAAGUUUUCUUUUUCCUGAAGACACAUCUGAUUAUCUGACACAAGAACCACUUCUUUCAAAUGAUAGAUCUAGUGAAGCGGAAAUAAAGGCACUUCCGCCUCCCCCAGCGCCCCCAUCUGCUCAUAGCAAUGGUUUCCGCUAUAAACCUAAGAAAGGAAAGAAACCACCCCCUCUUCCAAGAAAACCACCAAGUAAUUCGGAUAUCUAUCGCGAUGACAGCAAUAGCGAGGGCAACGCUGCACACGAUGGUACAGUGAGCAUCAGAACAGACAAUGAAACAGAAAGUAAAAGUAAAAAUAAGAGAACCAGUUCCUUGAUGCCAAAAAAAUUUCUCAGAAAUGAACCUUCAAUGAAAACUACCCUUAAAAGGGAUAUGCUUAACAGACGGAAGACGAAUGGCAUGUCGUACAAUCUAUCCGGUCUGUUAGAUGUGGACGAAAUGCCACCACCUGAAUUCAGUGACGACGAAGAAGCGAGGGGUAGUGCCCAGCCCCAGUAUCCGGGGGCUGAGGUUCACAUGAACCCCCUACGGAAGUGUCAGACUGUCAUAAAGAACAAGAUGAAUAGAAUAAGUGCACUUAAGUUCGCGAGUAGUACCUUGGACAAUCUUAGAUACAGCUUUGCACGACCUCAACAUUAGCUUCAACAGAGUGAAAAUAAGAACAUUGCAAACCCUUUUGUUCAAAAUAUACUUAAUUUCGAUAUAUUGAAAUGAAAUUACACAUCUAAUCCUAUUGAUUUCUUUGAUAUAAGCAUAAAUCAUUUGUUGUCGAUAUUAAAUAUUUUGUCGACUAAGUCUCCAAAGUGCGAUGGUCUGCGCCAAACCCCGACGGCUUACUGUCUUUACGGACGCCAAAGUCCGAUGGUCAAGCCAACGUCCGAUGACUCGUUUCCUACGAGACACGUUGCGCUAAAGUGCGAUGGUAUGACACGUCAAAAUCUGAUGGUGCGGAGAAACAGUCAACGUUUAUGACGUCACAAUAUAUUUGACGUCAAAAAUUGACGCCGUCGUCCUGCAUUCAAAAGCCAUCAUAUCUGAAUUCGUCCUCGAAUACAAUUUUAUUGAUUUUGUAUAUUGAUUGCACCUUCCAGAGAUAUUAGGGUUGGUCCUCACACACCACUUGACUGAUUAGGGUUCGUCCUUGCAUUGCACAACCCGAGAUAUUUAAGAUAAGUCCUCGCACACUAUAGUCGAGUGAUUAGGGUUAGUCUUGCACCCACCCAAGAUAUCUAGGUUAUUGUUAAUACACACUUUUCGAGCAUUAGUCUCGCGCACAUAUAUGACAGAUAAGGGUUAGUUUUCGCAUUUAUUUAUACUUAUUUCUAAGACCUUGGCAUGGCGCGGCAUUGAGGUGUGGCGCAGUGGCACUGUGACUUAAUAAACGUUAAUUGAUUUCCGCACCAUCGGACUUUGGCGUGUCAGACCAUCGGGGAUUGGCGCAGACCAUCGGACUCUGGCGUGACCAUCGGAUUUUGGAUUGCCGUUGCACUUUGGAGUCCUACAAAAAACAAAAAAAUUAAAAAUACCAUAUCUCACCGUCCAGAAAAAAAUAUAUCUUUAUGACUCCCCUAUAAGACGGACAUAGGGUUUUGGACCAAAAAUUUAACUCCCAAAAAUCCGACUUAUAGGCGAGUAUAUACGGUAAUUCAUUAGAAGGAUAAAGGAAAGAUCUAGCCUAGUUUUUGACAUUGAAGAAGUAUUGGACUAAUCUUAUUUUUGUUUAUAUGUUUUCAAAAUACAUUAAAAAUAAACUUAAUGUUUAUGUGGUAUCGUUUUCCUUCCGUAAGUUCUUCCUUAUUGUAUGCAAUUAAACUGAAGGUUUAUCUCAGAUCAACUUAAUUAGCACUAAGUAAAGUAUUAUUGAAAACACUCAAAUCAGAGCAUGUAUAUGAUGUUUAAGACUGAACGACAAUUUCAAAUACAGGUUUAAUAGGUGCCUCUCGAAUUGCAGUACACUUAUAAAUUCUAUGUUUAUUAUCAAUAUAUGUUUGUAUUUUAUUGUUUUUCCUGAAAUCUUUUAACAUGAAACAUAUGGGGAUAACGAACAGUAUUCAAGAUCAAAAAUUCCAUGAAGCAAUAUAAAAUAGGAACGGAGUAAU